Cylindrotheca closterium is the source of this 783-nucleotide messenger RNA. The record is from the annotation of a GenBank genome assembly. NCBI's taxonomy places the organism in Eukaryota, Bacillariophyta, Bacillariophyceae, Bacillariales, Bacillariaceae.
AUGACGGCGUUGACCAUCCGCCUCAUUGUUGCAAUCUUCUCCCUACUCUGUUUGCACUUUACUCCGACGUUCAGUUUUUGCAACUCCUAUUAUUGUCAGACAAAAGCACCGAUUUUUGCAACAAGAACAAUAAAUCUUCGUCCUAAUGCUAGUCCUCAUCGUACACUUGUAAUUAUCUCCACAAUCAUAUUACGGAACAACAACAACAACAACAACAACGAUAACGAUAACGAUAACGAUAACAAUGAUGAUGAUGAGGAGGAUCCCGACAUGCUUCAUGAGGAGGAGGAGGACGAAAAUGACUUACAGGAGGAGGAUGAUGAUGAUGAUGACGAUGAAACUACCAUAAAGCCCUACCGCAAUCGCUCUCUUGCUUGGACGAAACGCUAUCGCAAACUGAAUCCAUACGAAACAUGCCGUGGGCGCGUCUUGCAAUUUGGUCAUCGCAGUAAGGAAGACUGGGACGAAGCCGUGGAAUCAGGACAAUUGGGCGCAUACGUACCAAGUUACCCAGACGAAAUGUACGCUCCGGAAUGGGUUUCUUGGGACGAUUGGCUGGGGUUGAUGAGAUCCUAUGAAGAAACGCGUCAAAUGGCCAUUUCCGUGUUGGGAUGCAAAAGUUUGGACGAUUACAUCCUCUUUGUUCGGUCCAAUCCGAAAAGGGCGGAAGGAUUGCGGAUCCCAGUGCGUCCGGAUUUGUUCUUUAAGGAUAAAUGGAAGAGUGAGGAGGACUUUUUUGGAGCUCCAUUGAAUUUGGGAAAUUCAAAAAGCAUGAACGAAUGA